Messenger RNA from Mytilus californianus (California mussel), 1129 nucleotides. RefSeq lists its product as uncharacterized. The transcript has 6 exons. The record is from RefSeq and is a predicted model, not a curated record. Lineage: Eukaryota; Metazoa; Mollusca; Bivalvia; Mytilida; Mytilidae. Bases 62 to 772 code for a protein of 236 amino acids.
UGAAAAAAUGAAUAAUAUGGGGAUUGCCGAUGAGACAUCUAUUCAGGUCUUUGAUGUUUAGAUGUUAUACACAGACAAACUGGAUACACACUUGACUCUGCAAAUGCACUGUUUCUUUAUAUUCUAUCUUUACAUUCACAUUAUAUUUGUUGAAUGUGUGGAAAAUACUGGUGUAUGUCAAAGGAGGAAUCAAACUGGUGGUGUUGAAGAUGGCUGCUGUGAUAACUUUGAACCUAAACAUGAAGAUCAGGGUAAAUGUCAAGAAUGCCCACCUGGAUCAACAUCAAUGAGAGGCCUUCCAUGCAGUGUUUGUCCAGAUAAUUAUUAUGGUGCAAAGUGUUCUAAUCAUUGCGUAUGUUUGAGUAGUGAUAUAUGUGACAAGGUAAAAGGUUGUGUGCUAAAGACAAAAAUAAAUAUUGUUGGAACAUCAUCAGCGAUGUUGGAAACGAACACUAGAAAUAGGGGUUUGAAUCAUCAAACGACCACUGGAAGUCCACUUACUGAUGAAAACAAAGCAGGACUGAUGACAAAAAAGACGUUAUUGAUUUAUAUCAUGAGUACUGGCUUGUGUGUAGUUUCCAUUGGGUUAUUUGUAUUUUGCCGAAAACGUGGAACUCAAAUAUGCUACAGGUUGAAAUGGAAACAAAAAACGUCAGAUAAUAGUAAGUGUCGAUUCCAAGCUGUGAAUGAAGAUAGUCUUUCAAGGAGUGACAUCAUUUACGACCUCAUCGAUGAUCAACACAUGCUUGAUGAUCCAGAACGUAACGGUUAAAACUAAUUUCCUUUGAUUUAAGAUCAUCGAUCUUGCAUUUAGACACAAAUACAGAUGUUCCAAUGACCUAUGUGACAAGAGUUUAAUCAUCCUGCUUUUAUAUGAUUGAACAUUCGUACUUUUUUUAAUUUUUUUAAUGUCAAUUUAAGAGCAAUGCAUUUUACAAUUAGGGCAAAUUUCAAUAAAUAUGCACUUGCAUUCGAAAAAAAUUUAAAAAAAAGGUAUCUCGCCUUUUACUUUUAUCUUAUUAUAGAUACCAGCAAUGCAAGUAUAUCGCGUUUCAUGUAUAUUUUUUAGUUAUUUGUUAUAAAUGUUUUUUGUUUGUGCAUAUUACAUAAUAAAGAUUGGUUUACAUGG